CAGAGUGCGAGCAUAUGGUCCUGGUAUUGAGCCAAGGGGUCCUGUUGUUGGUGCCCCUGCAAAUUUCACAGUUGAAACUUUCUCUGCCGGAAAGGGAAAAGUGGAUGUGGAAGUAUUAAAUGCUGCUGGUCAACAAGAACCAGUGGAUAUUCGUUUCAAUAAUGACCGCAACCUGACAUACAGUGUCUCAUAUGUACCUAGACAAGAGGGCUCACACAAAGUGUCGGUCAAGUUUGCUGGGAGGGAGAUUCCAAAGUCGCCCUAUUCUGUCUUGGUAGAGGGGCAUGCAGGUGAUCCUAGCAAAGUGACUGCUUCUGGCCCGGGACUUCAGCCUGAUGGUGUCAUGAUUAAUCGACCAACUUGUUUUGAUAUUUGCACAAAAGAUGCUGGGAGUGGUGUACCCGAAGUCAUCAUUUUAGAUCCAUCAGGCAACAAGAAUACAGUGCCAGUAAAAGUCCGACCACUUUCUCCUGAUAUUUGGCGCUGUGAAUAUGUAUCACCUAUUACUGGCUUACAUUCCGUUAAUGUAUUCUUUGCUGGCAAGCCAAUUCCUAACAGUCCAUUUGGAGUUAGGGUGUCACCAGUAUCAGAUGCAAAGAAGGUCAGAGCAUCAGGUCGUGGACUUCAACCAAAUGGUGUUCGUGUGGGUGAUAUGGCAGAUUUUAAGAUUUACACUGAGGGCGCAGGUGAAGGUAAUCCAGAAGUUCGAAUCAUUGGUCCUGGUGGUGUCACUGAACGUGUUAAAUUAACAAAACUGGAUGGAACAACUUAUGAAGCUGUAUACAAUCCUCAUAAAGAAGGACGAUAUGUUGUUAUGAUAACUUUUGCUGGUCAGGAAAUUCCAAAAUCACCGUUUGAAGUAAAUGUCGGCCCAUUCAAAGAAACAAUGAUAAGAGUGUUUGGACCUGGUUUGGCUGGGGGUGUUGCGGGAUAUCCUGCUCUAUUCACUGUGCAAACAAAUGGAGAAACAGGAGCAUUAGGCUUUAGCAUUGAAGGACCAUCACAAGCAAAAAUUGACUGCCAUGAUAAUGGAGAUGGUUCAGCAGAUGUUAGAUAUUACCCUACUGCUCCAGGAGAGUAUGCUGUACAUAUUUUGUGUGAUGGAGAAGACAUUCCAAAAUCUCCUUAUGUUGCUCAAAUUUUGCCAAACACUGAUUAUUUCCCAGACAAGGUGGAAUGUUAUGGCCCAGGCCUCAAACCUGAUGGAGUAGCGAAAGGAAAGUCUACAGAGUUUACCAUUGACACCAGGAAAGCAGGCUCUGCUCCUUUGGAUGUUCAGGUUUUAGAUGCAAACUGUAACUCGGUUGGUGUGAACAUCAGAGAUAAUAGGGAUGGCACAUUCAAGGCUGAAUAUGUUCCUAAAGCUGGUGCAAGUCACACUAUCCAGGUUAAUUAUGGAGGUGUUGCAACCAAAAAUAGUCCAUAUCGUGUAUUUGUAUCCGAACCACUGAAUCCCUCAAAAGUGCAAGUGUUUGGCCCUGGAGUGGAAAAAGGUGUUAAAUCAAACACUCCAACCCAUUUUAACAUAGACUGCAGAGAAGCAGGUCAAGGUGACAUUCAAAUUGCUUUAAUGAGUGAGACUGGAGUAGAUGUUCCUUUGAGAAUGACUGAUAAUGAAGAUGGCACCUUUACUGUUGAUUACUGUGUCACUCAACCAGGAGUUUACAAUGCAACGAUUGUGUAUGGUGGUGUACAGAUUCCACAAAGUCCAAUCAGAAUUCAAGUUCAGCCUCAUGUGGAUGUCUCAAAAAUAAAAGUUGAUGGCUUGGAACCAAGUGUGUAUGUUGACUCUCCCACUGAUUUUGUUGUGGAUUCCCGUGCAAUUGCAAAAAGAGAUGAUGGUAAGGUAACUUGCACUAUUACCAAUCCAUCUGGUACUAAGACUGAAAACUUAAUUACGCCUUUGGCUGAUGGUACAUACCGUAUUAGCUACACUCCCUUCGAAGAAGGAUGCCAUACUAUUGAUAUUCUUUAUGAUGGUCUACCAAUUCCUGGAUCUCCGUUUGUGGUUAAUGUUAGAAGAGGAAGUGAUCCAAAGAAGUGUAGAGCUUUUGGACCUGGAUUGGAACAUGGCUUUGUGGACAAAGCUAAUAUGUUCACUGUAGAAACCAAAGGUGCUGGCACUGGUGGUCUUGGAUUGGCAAUUGAAGGUCCAUCUGAAGCAAAAAUGACUUGCAAGGAUAACCGUGAUGGUUCUUGUUCUGUUGAAUACAUCCCAACUGAAGCAGGAGAAUAUGAUGUCAGUAUCAAAUUUGCAGAUCAACACAUUCCUGGAUCUCCUUUCAAGGUCCCUGUUGAUAUGAAUGUUGAUGCCAGUCUAGUGAAAGCGUAUGGUCCUGGUUUGGAUCCUAAUAAAUGUAGAGGAGAUACUCCUCUUACAUUUAAGGUUGAUGCUUCAAAGUCUGGGAAAGCUGCCCUGGGUGUAAAUCUUCGCUCUGAAAGGGGAGCACUACCACAGCAACCUGAAAUUAGAGAUAAUGGUGAUGGAACAUAUGAUGUGAGUUAUGUUGCUCCAUCUGAAGGAAGCAAUUUAAAAGCAAAAAUUACUUGGGAUGGCAAAGAUAUUCCAAACAGCCCAUUCCAAAUGAAGGUACGUCCUGUGGUAGAACCUGAAAGAGUUAAAGUAGAUGGCACAGGUGUGUCAGCCAAAGGCAUUCCAGCUUCCAUUCCUGCUGAAUUCACGAUAGAUACCAGUCAAGCUGGUUAUGGCGAUUUGGAGGUCUCUGUAAAGGGUCCUGAUGGAUAUCCAAGGAAAGUGAAAGUUAUUGAUAAUGGAGAUGGCACCUUCAAAGCAUCUUACAUACCGGAUGACUGUGGAAGAUAUAAAGUUAGUGUUAAAUAUGGUGGAAAAGAAGUACCUCACUCUCCUUUCCAAGUUCAGGCUUAUGCUACUGGAAGUGCUGAGAAAUGUAAAAUCACAGAAGGUAUUCAACGUACACUUACAAGUGGUGAAGAAUAUUGUAUUACUGUUAAUGCCAAGAAUGCUGGAUAUGGUGCUGUAACCUGUCGUAUUCGAUCAACAUCAGGAAGUGACUUGGACAUAGAUAUAGAAGACAAUGGGGAUGGUACCUUCAGUAUUUAUUACACGGUAAUGGAUGCUGGUGACUACACACUCAGCAUCAAGUUUGGUGGUCAGCCAGUUCCUGAAGGUUUCUACAAGUUCACUGCUGGACCUGAAGAUUAUAGCAAGCAGACAAUAGUCAAGGAUUCGCACCAGCAGCGUACUCGUAAAUCAAAGACCAGCACUACAUCACAGUAUCGUAGUGUUCAAUUGGAUAACAUCCCUCUGCCUACUACUGGAGGACACGUCACAGCGGAAGUAAAAAUGCCGAGUGGAAAUGUUGACAAGCCCAUUAUUGAAGACAAUAGAGAUGGAACUGUGAGCAUCAAAUAUGAUCCAAGAGAGGAAGGACUUCAUGAACUCUAUGUCAAAUACAAUGGAGAACAUGUGCAAGGUUCACCAUUCAAGUUCCAUGUUGAUUCAACAAGCAGUGGUUAUGUUACUGCAUAUGGACCAGGAUUAACUCAUGGAGUAUGUGGAGAGCCAUCCAACUUCACAAUUUCAACGAAAGGUGCUGGUGCAGGUGGUCUGUCUUUGGCUGUAGAAGGACCCAGUAAGGCAGAGAUCAGUUGUCAUGAUAAUAAAGAUGGAACAGUAUCUGUGUCAUAUCUCCCUACAGCUCCUGGAGAAUAUAAAAUUUCUGUGAAAUUUGGAGACAAACAUAUUAAAGGCAGCCCUUACAAUGCCAAAAUAACUGGUGAAGGAAGAAAGCGAAAUCAGAUUUCAGUAGGAUCAUGCAGUGAAGUUACAUUACCUGGUAAAGUCACUGAUGCUGAUAUAAGAUCUUUAAAUGCGUCUAUCCAAGCACCAAGUGGUCUGGAAGAACCUUGCUUCCUAAAGAGACUGCCAAAUGGAAAUAUUGGCAUUUCUUUUACUCCACGUGAGGUUGGAGAGCACAUUGUAUCUGUUAAGCGUAUAGGCAAACACAUAUCUAAUUCACCGUUCAAGAUAAAUGUGGGUGAAUGUGAAGUGGGUGAUGCUAAGAAAGUUAAAGUGACUGGUGCAGCUUUGAAAGAAGGAAAAACUCAUGUCGAUAAUACGUUUACUGUAGACACUCGUAAUGCUGGAUAUGGUGGACUCUCAUUAUCUAUUGAAGGACCAAGCAAAGCCGAAAUUCAAUGUAAAGACAAUGAAGAUGGAACACUUAAUAUUUCAUAUAAACCAACUGAACCUGGUUACUACAUUGUGACUGGUGAAGGAUCCAAUCGUCAACGUGAAAAGAUUCAACGUCAAAGAGAGGCUGUACCUAUAACUGAAGUAGGUAGCGAGUGCAAAUUGACAUUCAAGAUGCCAGGCAACUGCUCCAAAUUUUCACAUUUCACCAUAUUUUCUGCAGGUAUCACAUCCUUUGAUUUGGCUGCUACUGUCACAUCACCAGGUGGUGUAACUGAAGAUGCAGAGAUUAAUGAAGUGGAGGAUGGUUUAUAUGCUGUUCACUUUGUUCCAAAAGAACUUGGAUCACCCUUCCAAUUUACUGUUGGCCCUCUUAAAGAUGGUGGUGCCCAUAGAGUUCAUGCAGGUGGUCCAGGAUUAGAACGUGGUGAGCAGGGCCAGCCAUGUGAAUUUAAUGUCUGGACACGUGAGGCUGGUGCAGGUUCCCUUGCCAUUUCAGUGGAAGGUCCUAGCAAAGCAGAAAUUGAUUUUAAAGACAGGAGAGAUGGGUCAUGUUAUGUGAGCUAUGUCGUUUCUGAACCAGAGGUAGUGGAGGGGUAUGUGGACAACGUUAUGGUAGGGAUGAACUCUGGAAGCAGGAGUCAGUCUGGAAGUGUGCAAGUCAGCUGGUUUGCAGGCAGGCAGGCAGCACAGUACAUAUGCUGA
Messenger RNA from Gryllus bimaculatus (two-spotted cricket), 4879 nucleotides. Lineage: Eukaryota; Metazoa; Arthropoda; Insecta; Orthoptera; Gryllidae. The record is from the annotation of a GenBank genome assembly.